This is a messenger RNA of Diuraphis noxia (Russian wheat aphid), 2578 nucleotides long. RefSeq names its product lysosomal dipeptide transporter MFSD1-like. Gene Ontology annotation, biological process: transmembrane transport. NCBI's taxonomy places the organism in Eukaryota, Metazoa, Arthropoda, Insecta, Hemiptera, Aphididae. Gene Ontology annotation, cellular component: lysosome. Gene Ontology annotation, molecular function: transmembrane transporter activity. The record is from RefSeq and is a predicted model, not a curated record.
CGCAGCCUCAGAUAAAACGGCGGAACUUUUCUUCACAAUAUAAUAAACAUCACUGUGUAGUGUCUUAUUAACAAUCUAAAUUGUUAUUAUAUUAAAAUAAUAUAUCUGUGGAUCAAUUCGWUCAAACGUGAAGCAGUUACGACUUACAAGUUACCAUUCAUUCAAAGACGCUGCAGCUGCGAUACUCCGCUUAACAGCUGCUGCCGCAGUCUCGCGACUCUCGCCAUACGCUAUCAAAGAAGACCUUCACUGAUAAUGCCUUUUGUGAUACGAAAUGUACACAUUGCCAAUAAUAAAUAAUAUAAAUAUUAUUAUACAUAUACAGUCGUGUCUUGUAUUUUUUUUGUCCCCUAUGGUGUUCUAAACAUUCACACUGAUAGAGAAUGGCAUAACAAAGGCCUUUUAUUCAUUAGUUUAAAACUCCCCCGUUGUCGCGUUACGUAGCACGAACAUAAUAAUAAUAAUWAUUAUUAUUACUAUUGGACAUCCAUUAUUUUCAGUUUUUCACUGCACUCCAUCCCCGCACGAAUUAACACCGUUUGAUUAUUCCGUACGCACAUCAAACGACCGAAAAAUCGUCCACAUUCUUUUGUCCAAUAUAUUAUGGCCAGUUGGACAKUCUAAAGUACAAAUUGCAGCGAAAAAGUUACUUAGUUUCAAAAAUUUUAAAAUGGAGGAAAGUCACCCAUCUUCGUCUAAUACAACAGACAACCAAGAACACGAUUAUAAAGUAACAUGGACACAUCCAAGUCAUAUUUUUCAACGACUUAUAGCAUUAUUUUUGAUGUGUUUAAUUGGAUUUGGUUCAUAUUUUUGCUUUGAUAAUCCUGGAGCAUUACAAGAUAAUUUUAUUCAAGAUAUGAACUUAACAACUUCRCAAUUUGUCUAUCUGUAUUCAUGGUAUUCUUGGCCGAAUGUUGUAAUGUGUUUCAUUGGUGGAUUUUUAAUUGACAGUGUUUUUGGGAUACGUUUAGGUACUGUCAUCUAUGCAUUGUUGGUCGUUCUUGGUCAAAUAGUAUUUGCUGCUGGAGCAUAUUUGAACGCCCUAUGGAUUAUGAUACUUGGCCGUCUGAUUUUUGGAAUUGGUGGAGAAUCAUUGGCUGUUGCCCAAAACAACUAUGCAGUAUUGUGGUUUAAAGGAAAAGAACUUAAUAUGGUGUUUGGAUUUCAAAUAAGUUUUGCCAGAGUUGGUUCAACAGUUAAUUUUGUAGUUAUGGAACCAUUAUAUCGAUAUGUUAAAAACCAAAUAAAUGUCCCUAACUAUCAAAGUUUAUCCAUUGUUUUGUUAAUWGCAAGCUUAACCUGUGUUUUAUCAUUGGUAAGUGCCUUAUUACUUGCUUGGCAAGAUAAAAGAGCUGAAAAACUACUUCACCGAAAAACACUUGAAGCUACUGAAGUUGUAAAAAUGUCUGAUGUGUGGUACUUUCCAAAAGUAUUUUGGCUUGUUACAUUCAUUAUUGUUUUCUAUUACACAUCAAUAUUUCCAUUUGUUGCGUUAGGAAAAGUAUUCUUUGAAAAAAAGUACAACUUUUCACCCGAUUCAGCCAAUUUGAUUAAUGGGAUUAUUUACAUCAUAUCAGCUAUAUGUGCACCAGGACUUGGUUUAGUCAUUGAUAAAACUGGAAGAAAUCUAUUUUGGGUAUUUUUAUCAAUUUUUGGUACCUUAGUUUCACACAUGUUCUUGGCAUUUACAUUUGUAAACCCCUAUAUUGCCAUGUUCACAAUGGGAUUGUCUUACUCGAUGUUGGCAAGUGCAUUGUGGCCUUUGAUUGCAAUGGUUAUUCCAGAACAUCAAAUGGGAACAGCAUAUGGCAUAGCGCAGUCCGUUGAAAAUCUAGGGCUUGCUGUUGUUGCUUUGUUAAGUGGUAUUAUAGUUGACUCGGAUGGUUACUAUAUGGUAGAAUUAUUUUUCUGUCUUUUAUUAUCAGCUGCUUUGUUACUGACCGCUGUUUUAUGGACAUGGGAUUCAAUGAGUAAUGGAGUAUUAAAUAUGAGUAUUAAACAAAGAAACCAACUUGAAUCAAACAAAACUCCUUGUGCAGAAACACAAAAUCUUUUACAAAAUAAUGACACCUAUACUGAAGACUAAAUAUUAACUUUAAAUUUUAAGUUAAUUUUUAUAGUUUGAAAAACUAAUCUUUGAACAAUAUGACUUUAUCCUUAAAUAAAUAUAUCAUAACUAAUCCUGAUUUAUAAAUAUUUUAUAUGUACAGCAAAUAUAUUCAUAAACCAAAUCAUAUUUGUUUCGCAAUAUUGUAUUCGUGUAGCAUUAUAUAUAAAAAUAGUUUAAACAAUAUGAUUUUUUUGAAUACAUAAGACGUAAUUAUUUAUUUUUAUAUAAUUUCUUCAAACUGUAUUUUUUAAAUGUUUAUCUGUGUAUUAUAUUAUUUAAAAGCUAACCAUGCCUAUUUAACUGAUACCAGCGUAAUUGUAUAGAGUAUGAUAACAAACUUAGGCUUCAACUUGAACUUCUUACAUUGACUAUUCUUUGAAUUCUUUACAUAAUAGAGCAUUUGUUUUACCCAUUAAAUAUUGAUUAAAAUAUUUAUUAUGUUUAUUUUUUAUAGCAUAAUUUAAA